Messenger RNA from Perognathus longimembris pacificus (Pacific pocket mouse), 1573 nucleotides. RefSeq names its product dual adaptor of phosphotyrosine and 3-phosphoinositides 1 (gene Dapp1). The transcript is spliced from 9 exons. Lineage: Eukaryota; Metazoa; Chordata; Mammalia; Rodentia; Heteromyidae. The record is from RefSeq and is a predicted model, not a curated record. Bases 47 to 889 code for a protein of 280 amino acids.
CCACAGCAUCUGGUGAGGGCUCAGCUGACAGACUUGAAGGGUGCGAAUGGGCAGAGCAGAACUUCUAGAAAGAAAGAUGAGUGCUCAGGAUCCCUCAGAUUUGUGGAGCAGAUCGGAUGGGGACGCUGAGCUGCUCCAAGACUUGGGAUGGUAUCAUGGCAACCUUACGCGGCAUGCGGCUGAGGCUCUCCUCCUCUCUAAUGGACGUGACGGAAGCUACCUUCUGAGGGACAGCGGCGAGAAUUCUGGGCAGUACUCUCUCUCUGUCAGAGCCAAAGACUCAGUCAAACACUUCCAUGUUGAAUAUACUGGAUAUUCAUUUAAGUUUGGCUUUAAUGAAUACUCAUCUAUAAAAGAUUUUGUCAAACAUUUUGCAAAUGAGCCUUUGGUUGGAAGUGAGACAGGUACUCUGAUUGUUCUGAAACAUCCCUAUCCAAGAAGAGUGGAAGAACCUUCCAUCUACGAAUCGGUGCGGGUUCACACAGCCAUGCAGACAGGGAGGAGCGAAAGCGACCUCGUGCCCACCGCGCCUUCUCUGGGCACAAAGGAAGGCUACCUCACCAAGCAGGGAGGCCUGGUCAAGACCUGGAAAACAAGAUGGUUCACGUUGCACAGGAAUGAACUCAAAUACUUCAAAGACCAAAUGUCACCAGAACCAAUUCGGAUCCUUGACCUGACAGAGUGUUCAGCUGUACAAUUUGAUUAUUCACAAGAAAGGGUAAACUGCUUUUGUUUAGUAUUUCCAUUCAGGACAUUUUAUCUCUGUGCAAAGACAGGAGUAGAAGCUGAUGAAUGGAUCAAGAUACUUCGAUGGAAGAUGUCACAAAUAAGAAAACAGCUGGACCAUGGGGAAGGCACAAUCCGAUCUCGGUCAUUCAUUUUCAAGUAGACCUUUAUUGCCCUGGGGGUCUCAGGCUAGGGCAGGGUGGGUCGUUCCUGGUGCUGUGGUCCAUAGGAGGCUUCAGAUGCAAACUCACUGAGGAUUUUCUUUAAAAAAGUACAUCAAAGCAGAGGGUGACUGGGAACCUAAAUGGUGUUUACAAGAUUCAUGGAAAGCAGCUGUCCUUGACAAUGUCUCCUUGAGACCACUGCAGUGCUUGCUGUUCUGAUGGAAACUGAUUAACCACCAGGCAGAACCAAGGACCUUGUUAAAGUCACUCUGGGUGUCCCAAGGUUGUUGACAUGAGUUGCCUGGAGCCCCUGCUCUGAGUCACCAGGUCAGCAAAACCAAUCUCCAGGUUGUGCUGUGAAGCAGGAAGUAAACAACCCUUACUCGGGAGGUUCAGACGGCUUUAUGAAGUGUACUGAGAUAACAAACAUCAAGGAUUUCCAAAUGAGAGGUUGUUUUUGUUCAACUAUAAAAGCCCAAAUGGUUUUCAAAACUAAAAUGGAAAAGGUCUGCUGCAUUCAUUUUUCUCUUUUUAAAAGCCUUAGAAGUCUAUUUAGUGUCCUUCACUUCUAAUGAUACUACAAGAAGUAACUACCCCGUGGAUAAUAAAGGAAAAUGAAGGCACAAUUUCAAGAGCAUUUUUAUAAUUAAAUGCUUUUUAAAACUUUUAAAGCCUUUUCUUUG